UUAUGGCGGAUCCAAGAAUACGCCAGAUAAAAAUAAAGACUGGAGUCGUGAAACGGCUCGCUAAGGAAGAGGUGUUAUACAUAAAGGAGGCAAAACAGCAAGAGGAGAAAAUUGAACGCCUGAAAGCAGAGGCAGGGGACGAGUAUGUUAUCAGGAAACAGAUGGAGGUGUUGCAGGAGUCAAGAAUGAUGAUUCCAGACUGUCACCGCCGUUUAGCCAUGGCUCAUGCUGAUCUGCAGCAGCUGUUGGAAAUGGAGGUGGAUGUUGAAGAAUCGGAGGAAUACAAGGAGGCCAGAAGUGUUUUAGACUCUGUCAAACUGGAGGGAUGAUGUAAACACACAUGCGCAACAAGUGUCCAUUCCAUUAUUCAGGACUUCUUAAAAAUGUUGAUUCGGAAAUAAGUCUGCUCAUCGUCUCAUUGUUGUAUUGAUUUGUAACACUACGAAUAGUGUGCCUCUGCAUUCUCUGUUGACUGUUCACAAAACGAAAUAAACAAUCUUAUUAUUCA
Molecule: messenger RNA, 508 nt
Organism: Ictalurus punctatus (channel catfish)
Lineage: Eukaryota; Metazoa; Chordata; Actinopteri; Siluriformes; Ictaluridae
Gene: tbca
Product: tubulin cofactor a
Exons: 4
Coding region: 3-329 (108 amino acids)
Biological process (GO): post-chaperonin tubulin folding pathway; tubulin complex assembly
Cellular component (GO): cytosol; microtubule cytoskeleton
Molecular function (GO): beta-tubulin binding
Source: RefSeq, marked provisional